Carlito syrichta (Philippine tarsier) is the source of this 5054-nucleotide messenger RNA. RefSeq names its product membrane palmitoylated protein 5 (gene PALS1). Gene Ontology annotation, biological process: generation of neurons; establishment or maintenance of epithelial cell apical/basal polarity; morphogenesis of an epithelial sheet. The record is from RefSeq and is a predicted model, not a curated record. Gene Ontology annotation, molecular function: protein binding. Lineage: Eukaryota; Metazoa; Chordata; Mammalia; Primates; Tarsiidae. The transcript has 14 exons. Gene Ontology annotation, cellular component: adherens junction; plasma membrane. Bases 237 to 2264 code for a protein of 675 amino acids.
AGAGUAAGAAAGUUAGCCUGAAUUUUUUGAAAAACCAGAGAAGAGAAACUAAGAGGACAGUAGACAAGGUUUUUCCAGUUUGCAUAAUAUUUCCUUCAUGGAUAUUUUUCAUAGCAUUAUUAUGUGAUGUGAGAAUUUUUUUGAAGUAACAUGGAUUUUAUACUACAGAAUCAAGAAAAUUGGCUUUAUAGGAAAAACUGAUUUUAAAAAGUGGUACGGGAUUUUUAUAGAUAACCAUGACAACAUCCCAUAUGAAUGGGCAUGUUACGGAAGAAUCAGACAGCGAAGUAAAAAAUGUUGGUUUUGCAUCAUCAGAGGAGUAUCAGAAGCACCGAGAGAUGGCUGUUGACUGCCCCGGAGAUUUGGGCACCAGGUUGAUGCCAGUACGUCGAAGUGCACAGUUGGAGCGUAUUCGGCAACAACAGGAGGACAUGAGACGCAGGCGAGAAGAAGAAGGGAAAAAGCAAGAACUUGACCUUAAUUCUUCCAUGAGACUUAAGAAACUAGCCCAAGUUCCUCCAAAGACUGGAAUAGAUAAUCCUAUAUUUGAUACAGAGGAAGGAAUUGUCUUAGAAAGUCCUCAUUAUGCUGUGAAAAUAUUAGAAGUAGAAGACUUGUUUUCUUCACUUAAGCAUAUCCAACAUACUUUGGUAGAUUCUCAGAGCCAGGAGGAUAUUUCACUGCUUUUACAACUUGUUCAAAAUAAAGAUUUCCAGAAUGCAUUUAAGAUACACAAUGCUGUCACCGUACACAUGAACAAGGCCAGCCCUCCAUUUCCUCUUAUCCCCAACGCACAAGAUCUUGCUCAAGAGGUACAAACUGUCUUGAAGCCAGUUCAUCAUAAGGAAGGACAAGAAUUAACUGCUUUGCUGAAUGCUCCACAUAUUCAGGCACUUUUACUGGCCCAUGAUAAGGUUGCUGAGCAGGAAAUGCAACUAGAGCCAGUUGCUGAUGAGAGAAUUUAUGAAAGCAUUGGCCAGUAUGGAGGGGAAACUGUAAAAAUAGUUCGUAUAGAAAAGGCUCGUGAUAUUCCAUUGGGUGCUACAGUUCGUAAUGAGAUGGAUUCUGUCAUCAUUAGCCGAAUAGUAAAAGGAGGUGCUGCCGAAAAAAGUGGUUUAUUACAUGAAGGAGAUGAAGUUCUGGAGAUUAAUGGCAUUGAAAUUCGGGGGAAAGAUGUCAAUGAGGUUUUUGACUUGUUGUCUGAUAUGCAUGGUACUUUGACAUUUGUUCUGAUUCCAAGUCAGCAGAGCAAGCCUCCACCUGUCAAGGAAACAGUAAUCCAUGUAAAAGCUCAUUUUGACUAUGACCCCUCAGAUGAUCCUUACGUUCCAUGUCGAGAGUUGGGUCUGUCUUUUCAAAAAGGGGAUAUACUUCAUGUGAUCAGCCAAGAAGAUCCAAACUGGUGGCAGGCCUACAGGGAAGGAGAUGAAGAUAAUCAACCUCUGGCUGGGCUUGUUCCAGGGAAAAGCUUUCAGCAGCAAAGGGAAGCCAUGAAGCAAACCAUAGAAGAAGAUAAGGAGCCAGAAAAAUCAGGAAAACUAUGGUGUGCAAAGAAGAAUAAAAAGAAGAGGAAAAAGGUUUUAUAUAAUGCCAAUAAAAAUGAUGAUUAUGACAAUGAAGAGAUCUUAACCUAUGAGGAAAUGUCACUUUAUCAUCAGCCAGCGAAUAGGAAAAGACCUAUCAUAUUGAUUGGUCCACAGAACUGUGGCCAGAAUGAAUUGCGUCAGAGGCUCAUGAACAAAGAAAAGGACCGCUUUGCAUCUGCAGUUCCUCAUACAACUCGGAGUAGACGAGACCAUGAAGUAGCUGGUAGAGAUUACCAUUUUGUUUCACGUCAAGCAUUCGAGGCAGACAUAGCUGCUGGAAAGUUCAUUGAGCAUGGUGAAUUUGAAAAAAAUUUGUAUGGAACCAGCAUAGAUUCUGUACGGCAAGUUAUCAACUCCGGCAAAAUAUGUCUUUUAAGUCUUCGUACCCAGUCAUUGAAGACCCUCCGAAAUUCAGAUUUGAAACCAUAUAUUAUCUUCAUUGCACCCCCUUCACAAGAAAGACUUCGGGCAUUAUUGGCCAAAGAAGGCAAGAAUCCAAAGCCUGAAGAGUUGAGAGAAAUCAUUGAGAAGACUAGAGAGAUGGAGCAGAACAAUGGCCACUACUUCGACACAGCAAUUGUGAAUUCAGAUCUUGAUAAAGCCUAUCAGGAACUGCUUAGGCUAAUAAACAAACUUGAUACGGAACCUCAGUGGGUGCCGUCCACUUGGCUGAGGUGAAGGAAGCAUCCAUUCUACGGCAUGUUGAACUUGAUCUGGCAAACUACCAAUAGGAAGACAACCUGACACUUGAGCAAGGCAGAGGCAGCUGAAUAAGCUGUACACCUGGUCUUAGAUCUCUCCAGCUUCUGAGAAGAAAGGCCCCUUAGGCAAUUUGUACACAGCAUUCUUUGUUUGCUUUACAAAGCUUUAGAGGUUUCUGCCUCAUUUGGGGAUUCCAAAUGGAAGCUUUCAAAGAGCAGUUCCAUUUUAUGCUGUUAAAACCUUUUGUUUUCACCUAACUAAAUCUUUCCUGCUUAGUCAUAUUUCCAUGAGAAACUUGUGUGUAUGUACACAGGAGUCCAUGUCUCAUAUAAUUACUGAUGUUGUUUAACUCUUAAAUGACUACAUGAGAAUAUUUUAGGAUAGGAGCAGACUGUGCUUUUAUGCCAUGGGCCAGACAGCAUUUGCUUAGGAGACUAAUUUAGUCAUCAGAAAUACCUUCCUAAAAAAGAAAAAACAAAAUGGUGACACCUUGGUUUGGAGCUACUUUGUUAGACUUGAAGUCAUUUGAAUGUCUUUUAAUUCUUAAAAAAAAAAAAAAAAAAUCCAUGAGAAGCACCGGUUCUUUUCGCUCAAACUUUCUGAAUCAGACUGUACACUCAGCAGACCCUAAAUGAGUCAACGUUAUACAAAAUAUGCUGGUCUUUUUAAAGACAUAAUGAUUAUCUGUAUUUUUUCUUAAAUCGUCACAACCGAUUUGCUAACCUUGCUUCUUUUCUUUGAUCUGUAUAGUAUAAUAGAAUGUAUAAAUUAUAUUUUAUGAAUGGCAGAUGUUCAUAUAAACAGUGUUGACUGAUAAAGUUUCUUCCUCAUGAUGCAAACAUUUUUAUAUACAUAGGAGGACAUAGCACAUUUGACAGAUUUGCAUUUUUAUAUAUGAGCACAGUAUAAGCCUACGACUGCUAUAUAUGUAGGUAAUAAACUGGAAUUCUUCUGCUGUACUCUAUACUAAUAUUUAAUAGAUCAACAAAUGGUCACUGGUAACACUGUUCAGCAUUGGAAUAAAAUUAUUUAUGUCUUAGGGAAACACUAUGACAAUUGACUUUGAGAUCAGAAGGAAAGGAAGAUCUGAAAGUCAUUUGAACAUUUUAGGAACAGAAUACUGGGGAGAAAAAGGUAUUAAGCCUAUAGAAAUAGGUUUUUAUUCCCACAAGUUCUGCCUCUUAUGACCAGAAUACAACAGCUUGCUAAAUCAUGACAGGUUUAAGCUAAUGGGAUUUUUGUACUGUCUCUAUAGCUGUAGCUUUAAAAUUCAACGUCUGUAAUUGGCAUGGAAAGUUAAUUUGUAGGCGGCUUUUCAGGCCUUUAAGGAAAGUGUGAUGUGUGACAAACAACUUCAAAUGUGAAUGCCUUGAUUGUCUUUUUAUGGUGACUUCAGCUACAGUAUUUCCUCUCCCCAGAGCUAAACACUGGAAUAAUACUGACCUGUCAUUUAAUUUAACAUAAGCUAUUGUGUUUAAUGAGUAGUUUGUCUCAGUGUCAUGUAUAUAUUUGAUUUUCUCCUCUUCUAUGUAAUUUUAUUUGAGCCAGUGUAGACAGUUUAUAUGUUGCCUUUUUUCUCUUUUAAAUUUUGCAUGGCCUAUUAAGUUGACUGGGGAGUGUGUCUUGUGUGAAUAUAUUUUCAAGAUAAUGUUCCUUAGGAAGUAAGUAACAUUUCUGGGUUGAGGGGAGGAAUGCCAUACAUACUGUCUGUUCAAAGCUCUGAAACACUCCAGCUUCUAGCAGGAAAAUUCAAACAAAGGUCACACUGAUUUUUAGCAUUGAAAACUAAGGAAUAUACUUAGCACUUAAUCUUAUCAGUUUUCCAGUUUACUUUCUUCUCAGGAAUGAAAGGUAGUUCAUGGUUGACAGUGGAGUUUUGUGAUCUGCUUAUUGUAACUGACAAUUGUUUUCAGCCCCUAGAUCUAAAAUAGGGACGGUUCAUAUUGUUAGUGAGGUUGUAGGUAGUGUCAGUGAGUGGCUGUGGUGCCACUGUAGACAAUAGACCUGCACUAGGGCCAUGUGCUGUCAGGACUCAGGCAUAUGGCUUUAAUAAGCAGAUCUUGUAUGCCCAUGCCAUACUUUUAGGAAUUCUAGGGUGACAUAUUUUCAGGGUCAGUGAGGUCCCAUAAUUCUCUGCUUCCUUAUCAGCGAGAGUAGAAAGAAAUGUCCCAAACUUUUCUAAAUCCUAGUGAUAAGGAUGUGCUGAUAUUCAACACAAUCCCUAAACAAAGUGAAAACUUGAGUUGUUGCUGAUGUCCUCAAAAGAAUACAGAAGACUUGCUAUACAUGCAGUUGUAUAGCCACUCUGGCCAGUUCCACUUCUUGUCCCUCCUUGGUUCUGACUGGAGGAAGUCUUAACCACUUACUGUAAAAAUGAUACCAACGGCUAAUGAAAUGUACUUGGAAAAUCUAAUUACUGAAAUACCUUUAUUUCCUAAAUUUUCAUAAGUCAGAACAAAUGGAAGGAGAAUAUUAUUUAGACUAAUCCAGAUUUGCUUUCUAUGAAAAUCUAAUGUCUGGAUUAUUUUCCUUUUCUCAUGGCCUAAGGAAUAAGUAUUGGUAAGGAAUGAUUUGAAUGUAAUUUUGUGAAUGUGUGGAAAAUAUAAACCAGGGAUUUAGCCUUAAUAAAGGUAACAUUUGGACAUCUGUUGUUAAUCCCCCUUUGUACUCUUAUCCUGUAUCUGCACUCUGUUAUUUUGAGAUGUCAUACUGCACACUGUAUUGUAAAAAUAAAAAGUAAAAUUAUAUUUCAAGUUUAAAAAGCCA